CCGCGAGUCGCGCUGGGAACGAGGCUAGCUCGCGCAGUAAGCCACGCACGUGCUGAGAGAGCAAGCGAAAUUGUGGGGAAAAAACAUCGAGGGUUUGUGCGACUGUUGUGAAGGAGUUGUCAACUCUGUUGGUAUUUGUGGCUGAUUUAGCUACAAUCUGAAGACUUUUCAGCUGGAACACCUUUAGUGCAGGGAUCCUUUUAAGCAAUCAGGAUUUGCUGUGUGCUGAGCUGUGCUGUUUCAGCACCGGUAACGGGCAUAUGAUAGAGGAGGGCGGAUAAUCAUCACACCUGACCUGAGCAAAUCGAAACAAAGAUAAUCAACUUACUUUUUGCUAGAGCUACUCUCCGCCUCUCGAAUAACAGAAAAAAAACUUCACGGAAUCACAAGGAAUGGCGUAAAUGUCAAAAAGGUCCUGUUUUGUGCGAAGAAAUCGCCUUACUCAGCCCCAGUCUGCGGUGAAGACGGCCGCGCCGGAAUCUGUGAGAGCAUCUCACGGCGCCUCCGGCCUCUGUCCCCGGCUAUUGAUCCCCGUCCUCCUGCGCGAGGGACAAAAGGAUCCUUAUCGAAGUCUUUGUCCCUGGGCCGUCAAGUGGUGAUUGCAGCAAUCGCUCAUCAAGACUCAAUCCUUCCUGAACUCAAUCCUGGAGACUGGAGAUGGGUGAGCUGUGACGCGCAUCGCCACCUCCGCCGUGCCAAGACCGAAGCACGUGCCGUCUCGCUCACACCCGCCACUGCUGUCUUGUCGGAGAGACUGAGUGAGCGAGAGAGUGGGGGAGGGACGGACAGGGAGAGAGAGGGAUAGAGAGAGACGUAGAGAGAGAGAGAGAGAGAGAGAGGGAGGGAGAGAGAGAAGGGUAGCAGCGGAGUUGCAACGAGAGGUCACCACCGCCAAGAGAGAGUGCGAGAGUGUCCCAUCCAGCAAACGGUUAUCCUCGCGCGACUCUUCACACACGCGCGCCUUACGUGAAUAGUUCCUUGUGUUACCACUGCAGGUCACACCUGAUGUCGACUGUGACUUAAGAAAACAGAGAGUUCCAACGCACUAAACACUUGUUGAGGUUCAAACAGGAACCACGUAUUGAGAACUCGCGGAGAACACGGGAACGAAAGAAAGAAAGAAAGAAAGAAAGAGCAGAGCCUCCACGACGUCUUCGAGCAUCCUCAGAUCCUGCUAACAGAUAACCUGGUGUGAAUAAUUACGAGACAGAAGCCUUGAGAGACGAGAGAGAUGUGGAGCAAAGGGAACGUUGAGAUAGCGAAACAUCCGUCACAGCUUCAGUACAAGCGUGCCUGAGGGAAGACAUCACUGGGAGACCAGAACGCCCUUAGACCGAGUCUGCUGCUGUUUCAACUGAUCUGUUGAUUUCACGAACGCAAAAAUGUGUGCUUGAGUGUGUUUUAACUUUGACAUAUUCAUAUUCUUUAUUGAGAAAUGUGACUGACCAUCCUUUGAAUGAAAUACUGUGAAGAACGAGUUUCUGCAUACGUGAACAAUUAGUUUGGACAUUGGUUACCUCUCAGAGCAGCCGUACUUGGUAUAGAAAGUAAUCCAAAGUGACUGAUUUCAUUCCACUUAACAGUUCUCGGUGUUUUUACCUUGAUGACAAAACGCGGGAGACACUUUUGAUUUUAAAGAUAAUCGGUUGUUGUUGGUUUCUUUUUUUUAAGUCUAAGAAAGUUCUACUCCCGCUGUGUGGUGUGUGUGCACUAAGCCAGGCGAAUGGACGUUAAAGGCGUUAUUCUGCGCCGCUGCAAAAAAGCCAGGGCGUCACCUGGGAGGCUGGAGGGUGGUCCUGUGACCUGUCUGCUCCACUGGGCACGCACGCUCAUCUUGUGUGACCGGAAACCUCUUGGAAAUCACUUCUGAGCGGACCAAGGAUUUAAGGGAUCCAGGGUGUCGCUGCUAUUACAUCACAUUCAGGAAUUCUUAUUUGCCACGUUUGUAGAGAAGUUCUCAGGUUCGAUAAAACAGAUAUCUCAGUUUCAAACACUCCGUGCUUAUUGUACGUCGGAAAUACCUCACUCUGAGUGCUCCCUGCUGACGUAAAAAGUGCUUGUGAUUUACGUUUCAAUCAACAUUGUGACAGUUAUUUAUAUAGAGAAGGACAAACGACAAGAACUAUUUCUUGGUAGUUUGGAAACUGAACAUAAGAGGUUACCAGUACCGUUGGUGUAUUUAGAAUUUGUUUAAGCCUAAAAGCUCCAUCGCCUUCACAGCUCCAAAAUGGAGGAGAGCAAUAGUUUGUCGGACGCCUAUCUCAUCGACCCGUACCCGUCAGAGAAUGUGAACACCACGCAGGAGCCCAUGCCCAACAUGACCUUACAGCCAGCUCGUCCUAACGGUACCGUGGACGCCCUUGUCUUUGAGCACUACGUCCGCAUCAUCGUUCCCACCAUUUUCGGUGUCAUCUGUCUGCUGGGGCUGUUCGGGAACUUCCUCGUCAUCAUGGUGGUCAUCUUCAACAAGCACAUGCGCAACACCACCAACAUCCUCAUCUUGAGUCUGGCAGUGGCGGACCUGUUGUUCAUCCUGUUCUGUGUGCCGUUUACUGCUACCGGGUACGCUCUUCCCGUCUGGCCGUUCGGAGACAUCGGCUGUAAGGUACAGAGUUACGCCAUGUACGUGUGCGCCUACGCCAGUGUAUACACACUAGUCCUCAUGUCCCUGGACAGGUAUCUUGCCGUGGUGCACGCCAUACGCUCAAUGACGUGGCGGUCUGAGAGGAACACUUGGUUCGCCAUAGCUGUCGUGUGGAUUAUCAUCCUGUGCGGGAACACACCGCUGCUGGUUCAGUUCGGGGAGAAGCGGUACGUGUACGAGAAGGUGGAGAACAGAUCCGCGUGUCUCAACCUUGUGGACCUUGAGGAUGCCAGCGUGGGGAAAGCCUUUUUUGGCUGUUUCCUCUUCUUCGGCUACAUCAUCCCUCUCGGGGUGACCGUUCUUCUCUACAGUCUCAUGCUCAAGAGGUUGUUGUACGGCGUAGUGCCGGGGGGAAGGAACCAAUCAGCGGAGAGUAUUCGUGCCAAGAAAAGAGUUACGCGCAUGGUGGUCAUUGUGGUCGUCAUCUUCGCUCUGUGCUGGCUGCCCAUCCAGAUCAUCUUGUUCUGGCAGAAGUUCGGUAACUACCCGAUGCACGCAACUUACAUAGGAACCAUGAUGGCUGCCAACUGCUUAGCGUAUAUGAACAGCUGCGUCAACCCAAUUCUCUACGCCUUCCUCUCUGAGAACUUCAGGAGGAGCUUCAGGAAAUUUCUGUGCUGCUCAGAAACGUCUCGAAGGAUGGACUAUGAACGUACUAACGUGCGGUUCACCACCUGUGAGAAGGAGACAGUUAAUACUUGCGUGUCUAACAAUAAGACGUACACACCUGUUUAGAGCUCAGAACCGCUCUCGACUCGAAUCUAAGGCUGAGGAGAUACAUCUACUAAAGACUAGACAGACCUCGCAUGUCUUGCUGUGAACGAACCGUUUUGCCAACCAGCUCCAUUUCCAUUUUUCCUGACCCAGAACUAAACGGCCGCUGCAUCUCCCCCCCCCCCCCCCCUUUCUCAUCCCUCCCCUUGACGUUUUUGGGCUACCGCACGCCGCUGCUCUAGAAAAGGGUCGAUCCAGAGGACCGUUUUCCUCCUAUUAACUCAACCAAAAAUGUCAGGAACAGUCUGAGGACAUAAGGAUGAAGUGACGCCAUAAGAGGAGGGGAAAGUGUUGUCAGUGGCUGGCAGUUCGUUAAGAAAUAUGUCUGCAUUGCCGGCGGCGUCGGGUGACAAAGAAGUUUCUAUUUCAGAAACGAAAGCGACUUAAGAGAGUGUGUUGUUCUGUGUCCUGUUUCUUCCGAGGAAGUUAGGACUCCUUCCCGACUUUCCCGGUGUUCAACUCGCACGAGGUUCACGUCACGGGAUAGAGAAGACCAACAGCAACUUCUUUCUCCUCCCCCC
This is a messenger RNA of Aplysia californica (California sea hare), 3939 nucleotides long. Its product is annotated as allatostatin-A receptor. NCBI's taxonomy places the organism in Eukaryota, Metazoa, Mollusca, Gastropoda, Aplysiida, Aplysiidae. The transcript has 8 exons. Bases 2228 to 3379 code for a protein of 383 amino acids. The record is from RefSeq and is a predicted model, not a curated record. Gene Ontology annotation, biological process: G protein-coupled receptor signaling pathway. Gene Ontology annotation, molecular function: G protein-coupled receptor activity. Gene Ontology annotation, cellular component: membrane.